Molecule: messenger RNA, 3181 nt
Organism: Vanessa tameamea
Lineage: Eukaryota; Metazoa; Arthropoda; Insecta; Lepidoptera; Nymphalidae
Gene: mfrn
Product: mitoferrin
Exons: 7
Coding region: 228-1193 (321 amino acids)
Biological process (GO): iron import into the mitochondrion
Cellular component (GO): mitochondrial membrane
Molecular function (GO): ferrous iron transmembrane transporter activity
Source: RefSeq, a predicted model, not a curated record
GUUGUUAAAUUUUUAGCAAAUGGUAACCCACAGCAGACCAUCGCGCGUGCUAAUCUCAUCACACUGUUCGAAAUCAAUUUUGAUUGUAUGUUCUGUUCUAAAUUUUGGAUGACUGUGACGAAAAUAGUGUAGUGAAAAUGACAUUGAUAUAUUGGUAAAAAUCCAAACAUCCUAAAUUAUCCAUAUUGUGAUUAUCUUGAAUUAAGUGUUAGUAUUUUGUGAGUAUUAUGAACUUUGAAGACUAUGAAACCCUUCCGACCCAAAGCUCCAUCACACACAUGACCGCCGGAGCCAUAGCGGGGGUGAUGGAGCAUUGCGUAAUGUACCCUCUGGAUUCCGUGAAGACGCGGAUGCAGUCGCUGCGCUCAGCACACAACGGCAGCAUCGCGGAGACCUUCCGGUACAUGGUGCAGCGUGAGGGGCUGCUCAGGCCUAUCCGCGGCAUGGGCGCGGUGGUGAUGGGCGCGGGUCCGGCGCACGCGUGCUUCUUCGCCACCUACGAACAGAGCAAGCACACGCUCUCGCAGCUCACCAGGCACCGGCACGACCACAUCACACACGGUUUAUCAGGCUGCCUGGCGUCGCUGGUGCACGACGCCGUCUCAAACCCCGCUGAAGUGGUGAAGCAGCGGCUACAGAUGCUGAACUCGCCGUACCGCGGCGUGUGGGAGUGCGCGCGACACGUGUACCGCGCCGAGGGCCUGCGCGCCUUCUACCGCUCGUACGGCACGCAGGUCGCCAUGAACGUGCCAUUCCAGGCGCUGCACUUCGUGACGUACGAGUGGUGCCAGUCGCGCCUCAACCCGCGGCGCACGUACGAGCCGCGCGCGCACCUGCUGGCGGGCGCGUGCGCGGGCGCGCUGGCCGCCGCCGCCACCACGCCGCUCGACGUGUGCAAGACCGUGCUCAACACGCAGGAGGCGGCCGGCGCCGACGGGCUGGCCGCCGCCGCCGCGCUCGUGCUGCGCGCCGGCGGGCCGCUCGCCUUCUUCCGCGGCGUGCACGCGCGCGUGCUGUACCAGAUGCCGGCCGCCGCCAUCUGCUGGCUCACCUACGAGUCGCUGAAGCACGCCAUCACCACGUUCGGGCUGACGGAGGAGGGCGGGCCGGCCCCGGGCGCGCCGCUGGCCGCCGCCGCGCUGCGCCUCGCCGCCGCCGACGUGCCCGCCGCGCCGUCGCUCACGCGCUCGUAGGCGCCGCCGCCGAGCCGCCGCUGCGCCCGCACCCGACUGAUACUGAAGAUGUUAUUUUUAAAUUGAGCACUACGUGUAUUUUAUACUUUGAAUGUGAUGUAGGUUUGUCUCGACGAGCGCGUCGCGGCGGCGCGUUCGAUGCGGGCGCGAGCGGGUGAAUGUUUUUCGACCGAACGAAAUCAAAAAUAAAAAUAUAUUUACACGAAAAAGGAGAAAAGUACGCAAAAAUAUUCGUAAAUUAAAUAUCGACGACGCGCGUGCGUCGCGUGCGUAGCGGCGGAACCGCUUCUAUUUAUGAAUGUGUUUAAACAUUUUAUAAUUAGCAAAUCGAGAGGUUAUCACGAGCUACAGAGUAGAAAUGGUUUUCUAUCGAUUUGAGUAGCUGUUGUCUGCACGUUAUAUUGCAGUCGACAGAUAUUAACAUCGUCCCAUUUUAAACAAUAUUACUAUACUAACGACAGAUGUGUCAUUGCUUGUGGGUUCCGCGUCAAGACCAAAUUAAUGACAAUCCUGAGUCAGUGUGUUACGUGUAAAAUAUAGUGCGUGUACGUGUCUCGCGUUUGUGUGCGAGCGUGUCUGUAUGUCUGUUUGCGUGUGUGCGUGUAUGUAUGUAUGCAUGUGUGCGUGCGCGACGGAGCGAGAGAGCUGUGAUGUUUGUGGUUAAAUUAUGGUAAUCAUCGUCUAAGUGUUGAUAAUAGUGUUAAGGGCUUGCCCGAUAUAUUUUAUUGAAUUAUUGUUUAGUUAACCGCAGCGACUACAUGUUACCGAAGCUGUACAUUGAAACAUUUCCACAUAUACAUGUAGUCCAUGCCUCUGACAUUUGCGUUAGAAAUCACAUUAAAUUGUAUGUAUUUUAAGAGAACAAAAAUAGUCGCCAAACAUCCGCGCAAAAUCGAAAUUGCUCCAAAUAAUUCGUUAUAAUCGAAUGAGACGUAGUGUUUAGUCAAAUUGUACAUAGAGUGGACGGCCACUAUAAACUGCGCGUCUCAAAGACGCAGCUCUGUCGCGGGGACCGGCGGCGGGGUGAGGGAGGUACGUGACGAGGGGGUGCCUAUAAGACAUUAAUUUUAAUUUGAACAAAACUUACUCAAAUAAAAGUGCCCGUAACCGAACCGAACUAUUAGUAGUAGCCCUAGUCGCCCCUUCGGCCUCGUAUAGUUUCCGGUUCGCACCCGCGUGCGCUCCGCUCUCCGCCCGCGGAAACGUCUCUUUACCGACGCGACGUCCGAUUCAUUGCAAGUCCAAAUUUGUUAGUGUAGGAAGUCCCAUCAAUACCGUUCGAGUGUAACUCGGCUCCACGGGGUCCCCCCCCCUCCGGGGGCACUGCGACCCCGACAUCGACAUCUCGGCUUCUCACUCACCUCAAGGCUGUGAUCUAACUCUGUCUCUCCCGCGGAGCUCGUCGGAGAGAGUUGUCGAUGUAGAUAUAUUUUAAACGGUGACGGUUUCUGUCCGGUCGUAGACCGAGCACGCAGUGGGAGUCAGAACUUCGCACGCGUAUUUCACACGUACAAAUCGGUACCUAAAAUAUUAUCGAGGACCUCGUCGUCCAUAAUUACGAGUACAUUUUUAUUUAUAAAGAUAAAAAUUAUGAGUUGUUUCUUAAUAAAUUGGUUAUUUUUAUAUUUAAAUAUAUAUAUUUUUAAAACAACCAACGGGAGAUCGAAUCGUCGGGCAUUACUGCGGUCGCUCAUCGCCGACACAGUCGCGCUGGCGCCGUUUCGUCGGUGCCCGUCGGAGACGUCGCGUGUCGGGCGCCGAGCGGCGUGACGUCACCGCAGUCGGGCGCUCGCCGGGCGGCGGAGUUAUUUGUUUACUGUUUGUGUACAUUGCUUUUAUUUGUAUUUGUUAUGUUUAUGAGUUGUAUAGAUGAGUACGAAAUUAAAAUUUAUAGUUUUAAGAGUUACGUAAUUGUACAGGACACGCACCAAGUGAUUGUUUAUUUAAAAUGUGAGAUAAAAGGAAUAAACAGUUGGACAAUAACAUUA